Thermothielavioides terrestris NRRL 8126 is the source of this 1116-nucleotide messenger RNA. RefSeq lists its product as uncharacterized. NCBI's taxonomy places the organism in Eukaryota, Fungi, Ascomycota, Sordariomycetes, Sordariales, Chaetomiaceae. The transcript has 2 exons. The record is from RefSeq and is a predicted model, not a curated record. The coding region runs from base 267 to 614 and encodes 115 amino acids.
CGCACAUUGUCUGCGACACAGGGCCCCGCUUUGCUUCGCCACGAAGACAAAGACCAGUGAUCGCCUGCCUGCAUAACUCGCAUAUUCCCUCGACCAUCCCCAAUCAACUCUCGCCUUGUCGGCUCCGAAACAUUCCCUGCACUCGCAUCAAUAGCACCUCGCCCCCAGCAGCAACCUGCAGUGAAAACCCACUUUCAGAAAUAUCGAACGACUGCCCACCUACGCUACCUCGAUUCGCACAGCGACAUCAACAGCUUACUGCAACCAUGUCCCAAAAGCGCGACGAACCCCCGGCCUACAACAGCCCCCCGCCGCCGCAACCCCCGCAGCCGGCCUACUACUCCCAGCCGGGCCCGUACGGCCCUCACCACCAGGGCCCCGGCGACGCCUACUACCAGCAACAGCCGCAGAUGGGCUAUCAGCAGCAGCAGCAGGGGAAAUACUACGCCUCAGCGCCCGGCGGGCCGUAUCCGCAGUAUCAGCAGUAUCCGCCGCAGCAGGGGUACUACUACCCGCAGGGCCAGUACGCAGACCAGCAGCGGGGCGGCCCGGGCUUCCUCGAGGCAUGUCUCGCCGGCCUGGCGUGCUGUUGCUGCCUGGACCUGCUGCUCUAGAAAGUUGAAAGACCGAGACGGGCAAGCGUAUCGGGGUGGUGGUGGAGGACGAACGCGCUGCGGCCGGGGCUGGUUUCCCGCGGCGGCGGCGAAGAGGAGGGAAGGCCGUUCUGUCUGUCGUGCUCCGUGGCGGUCGGCCGACACGGUCGUAUGUCCGGAAACGAGCGGGAGGAAGGAUAUGUGUGCCUGGGCUGUUGGGGAUGCCGAGCUGUGCUUGGCUUGCUGAGUGGACGAGCGCGGCGGUCCCGGCUCGGCGCUUCGACAGUGGGGAGGAACAGGAGACACUCGCUCACUCGGGUGGCUGAUGCAUUCCGGGCUGGACUCGCGACGAUGGGCGCAGGACGGCGGGCAUGGAAUUUCCGGGCGUACGGAGGAGGUUCACGGUAACGGCAUUUCCUAUCGCUAUGCCUCACGUUGUACAUGAACUGUUGUACUUGGUUUAGGUAGAACUUGUGUAAUUUAUGCAGGUACUGAUGUUUGGGUACCUGCGUUGUCUAAAUUU